Trametes versicolor FP-101664 SS1 is the source of this 693-nucleotide messenger RNA. RefSeq names its product splicing factor U2AF subunit. The transcript is spliced from 5 exons. NCBI's taxonomy places the organism in Eukaryota, Fungi, Basidiomycota, Agaricomycetes, Polyporales, Polyporaceae. The record is from RefSeq and is a predicted model, not a curated record. Gene Ontology annotation, cellular component: spliceosomal complex; U2AF complex. Gene Ontology annotation, biological process: mRNA splicing, via spliceosome. Gene Ontology annotation, molecular function: pre-mRNA 3'-splice site binding; metal ion binding. Bases 1 to 693 code for a protein of 230 amino acids.
AUGGCUUCGCAUUUGGCAAAUAUCUUCGGUACAGAGCAAGAUCGGGUGAACUGCUCGUUCUACUACAAAAUUGGCGCAUGUCGUCACGGCGAUCGCUGCUCUAGGAAGCACAUCAAGCCCGCGUUCUCGCAGACCAUCCUCCUUCCCAACGUCUACCACAACCCUGCGCACGACCCAGUGUGCACGAAGACCGAGAAGGAGCUGCAGGAGGGAUUUGACGCGGUGUACGAAGAUCUGUACUGCGAGCUGGCGAAGUUUGGGCAUCUCCUGGAGCUUCACGUCUGCGACAACGUUGGCGACCACCUCAUCGGUAACGUGUACGCGCGGUACGAGUGGGAGACGGAGGCACAGGCAGCGGUGGACAACCUGAAUGACCGCUGGUAUGCAGGCCGUCCUCUGUACGCGGAGUUGUCCCCUGUAACCGACUUCCGGGAGGCUUGCUGUCGCCAAAAUGAGAACGGGGAGUGUAAUCGCGGAGGUUUCUGCAACUUCAUGCAUCUGCGGCUCCCGACCCCGGACCUCGCUCGCUCCCUUCGCCACGGCCAGCGUCUAGAACGGCGCCUCAACCCUACACAGACUACUGGUGGCGGUGGUUGGGAACCCACCAAAAGAGAAGGGGCUCGGGCCAGGAGCGCAAGUCCCGCCAAGCGUGGCGGCCGCAACGACGGGGAGGACAGGUGGACUCGGAAGUGA